Molecule: messenger RNA, 1345 nt
Organism: Oldenlandia corymbosa var. corymbosa
Lineage: Eukaryota; Viridiplantae; Streptophyta; Magnoliopsida; Gentianales; Rubiaceae
Source: the annotation of a GenBank genome assembly
AUGGGGAGUAGAUUUGGAAGAAGAGUAGUUCAUUUUGCUAACCUGCCUAUUAAGCUCCUGAUGCCUACCUCUUUCUCCAAUAUUACUGAAAUUGCCCUGAAAACAAUCCCUUCUGCUACCAAGAUUGAGAUUAAGAGGGUAUUGGAGUCACUGUAUGGGUUUGAGGUGGACAACGUAAGGACCUUGAACAUGGAUGGGAAGAAGAAGAAGCGUGGUGGCUUAUUGAUUGCAAAACCUGAUUAUAAGAAAGCUUACGUUACCUUGAAAUACCCUCUGUCCAUAUCCCCUGACGUGUAUCCCAUUAAGAUUAUUGAGGAGGAUAAAAAAAAUUUAGCUAAGCCUUCGAAGAAAACCAGCAUUGAGGAUGCCGAGCCAAAGACUACACAUUGGCUUGAUGAUAAAAAGAGUGAACCCAAAAGGGGAUCCUACAGAUACAGGCGAGAGAGCUUCAGCUCAACUCGUGGUGAGCGUGGCGGAACCAAUGGUGGGGAUGGUGCUUCUAGGCCAGUUGCCAAGUUUCCAUGGAGCAGUAUGAAGUCGUUUUCGAGAUAGUUUUUGUACAAUCUUUGUAUGAAAAUCGGCAUAUGGUGCUUCAGCUUUUUAUAGGCCUUCGUCGCAGUUAAAGCGCGGAACUUUCCAAACAUAUUGGUUUUCAAUAAUUUAGGCUAAUGAUUGCAUAGACAUGUUCUUCAGUCAUGAAUGCUUUUGAGGACAUGCUGAUUCUGAUUACAAUAGAAGAAACGGUCUUUGAUUCCUUUUCGCUAUGGAUUUUUCCAACUGAUAUCUUCACAUGGCGUAGAUAUGUUUGAAAUAGAAUGACUGGAAAGUCUUUAGUUGCUAAAUGGUGCUAGAGUUUUACAAGGAAAAGGGAAGAGGAAAACUAAAUGCCAUCCCUCCAAUUCCUGUCCAGAUUCCAGUGUUAAUGUUUUCUUGUUUGAUUUCAUUGAGUUCUGGAGACAUGGGUUCGGGCAUACUUCAAGAUAUAGACAUCCUCCUUCUGAACUUGGUUUUAUGGUCUGAAUGAGAUGCAUUUUGGCCUUCCACCGUUUCUUCCUCGUCUGUUUUCCUAUGGAAAAGAGAUGGCUUCUUGAUUUUGCUCCAUCCAAAUUUCCAUGUUGACAGACUUCGUUGCUUUGUACCGAGCUUUCCAUAUUCUUGCUGUAACUCAAAGUAAUCUGUUUGCAACUCUGUCAUUUUGGCCUUUACUGACUCCAAUUCUGCCCUGAGACUAUUCACUUCAUUCUUUGAACACAACCAAUUUCCGCCUUCAUCCUGGGUGUCAUCACUGGCUGUUUUAUCUUUUCCUCGUAUAAUUGCCCUCAUCUUUAUCUGUUCUGAGAACAAA